GGACAAGUCACUUUCCCACGCAGUUGACGCAGUUGAAUUCCGACCGAACAACCCGAGUCCGACACAGCACUAUUAUUACCGUACAUUCCGGAUCCUUCUUCAGCCUUGGCCCCAUUGCAGUUGCGGCCCAUUUAUUUACCGACCAUUCCGAUUGACGAUUGACGGGAAUUAUUUAUAUUCGACCAAGACGCCUUUCCAGAAGCACCUGCCGUUGAACAACCGGCCGACCCCGCAGAUUGUAUCACCAAUCAUUGCUUCAAGCCAAUCAAGCCAUCGCCAUGGAUUACGUUGAGCAGCGAGUAGCCCAAGAGGCCAAGAAGCUUGCAGAGCAACCGGCCACCGAAGCCAGCUUCAUCACCCCUCUCAACAUCAUCCUUCUCGCUGUGGUGGCCUACACGCUCUACGCCGUGUUCCGCCCCGCCCCGCCGCCCCCCAUGCCCCGAGAGGCACCCGCCACCGUCUUCCGGACCUUUACGCCCCCGACGCUGAUCCACUACAACGGCCAGGACGGCAAGCCCGUCUACCUGGCUGUGCGGGGCCGAGUCUUUGACGUUACGGCCGGUCGCAACUUUUACGGACCGGGAGGGCCUUAUGAAAACUUUGCAGGCAGGGACGCCAGCCGCGGCCUGGCGCACCACAGCUUCGACCAGGACAUGCUGACCCUCGACCUCAACGGCCCGCUCGACAAGCUGGACGACCUCGGCCCGGAUGAGUUGGCUGCCCUGAGGGAUUGGGAGGAGAGGUUCGAGAGCAAGUACCUUGUCGUUGGACGGCUUGUUGCCGUCGGUGAUGAAGAGAAGAAAUAAAAGAAAAUAGUUUUUUUUUUUGGGUAUACGUUGCGUUAGGAAAAUGACGCAUUCGUGUGGUUCUGAUGGUUCAUGGUCUAUCUUGCGUCUAUAUCUUAUCCUGAAUAUGUCUAUGUCUUGAGAUAUACAGAGGCUUGUUGUUGGUUCAACCGACGAAUGCGCUUUGCAUUCUCAGAUGCCGUAUCAACAUAUAAAUUAUUGUUCACAUCCUCAAAGUAUCCUUUGGACCAUCGGCAGACGGUGUAUAAACCGGCCGUUCAUCAUCCAGCCAGUUCCAGCCGA
Molecule: messenger RNA, 1088 nt
Organism: Pyricularia oryzae 70-15
Lineage: Eukaryota; Fungi; Ascomycota; Sordariomycetes; Magnaporthales; Pyriculariaceae
Product: membrane-associated progesterone receptor component 1
Exons: 2
Coding region: 279-806 (175 amino acids)
Cellular component (GO): endomembrane system; membrane
Source: RefSeq, a predicted model, not a curated record